This is a messenger RNA of Ipomoea nil (Japanese morning glory), 754 nucleotides long. RefSeq lists its product as uncharacterized. The transcript is spliced from 4 exons. The coding region runs from base 292 to 702 and encodes 136 amino acids. Lineage: Eukaryota; Viridiplantae; Streptophyta; Magnoliopsida; Solanales; Convolvulaceae. The record is from RefSeq and is a predicted model, not a curated record.
CGAUUAGUCUAGUGCAGCCGUGCAUGGUGGUUGUAAACUGAUUAUGUAUGUGUGUUUCUUCAUGAUACAGGGUUUUAUAGUUGGUUCUAUAUCUGGUAUUUGCAGAUUUUAUGAACAGGAUAUGCAAUUUUCAUUCAAGGUUGUCUUGUUUUCUGUUCCUUUUUGACGUUUUGUUUCUGAACCUCUAUGUUCUUUAUACAGGAAUCGAGCUUUCCUUAGAUGCCGAGAUACACAUUGGUGGUAGAAAAAGAUCAAACAGCAACAUGAUAACUGGCAUUCAGUUUUUGUUGAAUGAUUCUCAGAGUCAUGAUUACAUCUGGGGAUUCUAAGAUCCGUAUUCUCGAUGGGCACGAGGUUGUCUGUAAAUACAGAGGUCUGUCAAAAUUUGGAAAUCAGAUGUCAGCUGCAUUUAUACCUCAACUAGAAAACAUGUAUUAUCUGUUGGGGAGGACUCUCGCAUUUAUCUCUGGAAAUAUAGUAGAAGAGCUCAGGUUGCUUGCUGCGGCCAAGAAUGACAACAUAGUGAAGGUCUUUAUGUUGCAAGAGAAGUUGGAAGAGAAGGAUAUGAAAAUUAGAAGGAUAAAGAAAGAGCUGGAGCAAAGAGGUGUCAAGGAAGAGCCACAUGAGGAACCCAUCACUACAGUGGAGAUGAAUGAGCUCUCUUUUGAUGAUAAAAUUGCCACCAAUGAGCUUGGAUGUUGAAUUGAUUUUCUUUUAAUAUGUAAACUUCUUUGAAUAUUGUUAAACAUUAGCA